Messenger RNA from Tachysurus fulvidraco (yellow catfish), 2180 nucleotides. RefSeq names its product polyadenylate-binding protein 1-like. Gene Ontology annotation, cellular component: cytoplasmic stress granule; nucleus; cytosol. NCBI's taxonomy places the organism in Eukaryota, Metazoa, Chordata, Actinopteri, Siluriformes, Bagridae. The record is from RefSeq and is a predicted model, not a curated record. Bases 392 to 2128 code for a protein of 578 amino acids. The transcript has 10 exons. Gene Ontology annotation, molecular function: poly(U) RNA binding; mRNA 3'-UTR binding; poly(A) binding.
UAAUCUCUCUCUCUCUCUCUUCUUUCAGCUGCUCCCAGUUCGGGUCGCCACAGCGGAUCACGUGGUCCGCAUAUUACAUUUUCAAGAAAGAAAGAUAGUGUUUCAUGAUGUUUUUGAUUUGAAAACUUUCCUUGUUUUUUAUUUUUUAUUUUGGAUUUGUUUUUAAAGUUCCGACAGCGUUCCAUUAGAACAAGAUGACGUGAUGUUCUAUAAGUUCAGACUAUCAGACCAUCGAUAGUUAGAGACAGAGCAAAACAGUGAACAGCGAUUAGCAGCGAUUUUACAACAAUUAGCAGCAAUUAUCAACGUGUUUGAUUCAUUAGCAGCAUUUUAGCUGCACUUUAGUAACGUUUAAACAUUUUACAGUCAUUUACAGUAGCAGAUUUCACCAAUGGCUGCACUGUAUGUUGGAGAUCUGCACCCUGAAGUGACAGAACUGAUGAUUUUUGAGAGAUUCAGACCUGCAGGACCCAUUAAAUCUGUCCACAUCUGCAGGGACAGGAAGAGCGGCUACUCACUCGGCUAUGCCUAUGUUAACUUCUGCUAUCAAUACGACGCUGAGCGAGCGCUGGAAAUGUUCAACUUUGAACUUCUCCUGGAGAAACCCAUGCGUGUGAUGUGGUCUCGCUUUGAACGGACGCUGAACUGGACCAACGGGAGCAACAUCAUCAUCAAGAACUUGGACAAGUCCAUUCAGAGCGUUGACCUGUUUGACACCUUCUCAGUGUUUGGGAAGAUCGUGUCGUGCAAGGUUGUGGAAUCAAAGGGAUACGGCUAUGUCCAGUUUGAGUCACAGGAGGCAGCUGCGUCGGCCAUCAAGCGGCUCAACGGGAUGCUGCUGAACGACCAAUACGUCACCAUUGAGUAUUUUAAGUACCGUGAUGAGCGCAAACCUGAGGCUCGCCCUCAAGACCAGGCCAAUAACCUCUUCAUCAAAAACCUCGAUUACACCAUCGAUGACGAGUGUUUGCGCACGGUGUUCGGAGAGUUUGGGACCAUCAUUAGUGCAAAGGUAACUUACAUCUUAAGACAGACAGACAGACAGACUCGCCCCCAACACCAGGCCAAUAACCUCUUCAUCAAAAACCUCGAUUACACCAUCGAUGACGAGUGUUUGCGCACGGUGUUCGGAGAGUUUGGGACCAUCAUUAGUGCAAAGGUGAUGACGGAGAAUGGACUGUCCAAGGGAUUCGGCUUUGUGAGCUUCACUUCAUCGCAGGAAGCCAUGACUGCCAAGAAAGCACUGAAUGGCAGGAUGUGGGGCAAGAAGCAGGUGUAUGUGGGAGUGGCCCUGCGAAAAGAAGAACGCCAGGCACAGCUUAAAAAUGAAAAGGCUCAGAAAAUGUUGAACCUUCAGAACAAUGUACCACACCCAUCCAUCAUGACAGCUCCUUCUGAGGCCCCAGGCUUUGAGACAGCUUUCUUUGAGGACAUUGUCCCAGGCUUUGAGACAGCUCGCUUUGAGGACAUUGUCCCAGGCUUUGAGACAGCUCCCCUGGUAGACACCUUCCCAGGCUUUGAGACAGCUCCCCUGGUAGACACCUUCCCAGGCUUUGAGACAGCUCCUUCUGAGGACUCCGUCCCAGUCUUUGAGACAGUUACCCCUGAGGACAUCUUCCCAGACUUUAAAACUGCUCCAGCUGUAGAAAGAGCUCCAGCUGAAGCUCCAGCUGCACUGUCAGACACUACUAAAGCCACAGCUGCAGUUGAGGAGUUGUCUACAUCUGUGGCUAAUGUGGAUGCUGUGCAGCUGGAGGACCGCACAAAAGAUGCACCCACAUCUACACCAAGUGGGAAACGCUUGACCAUCUAUAUGCUGGAGUCUGCACCACCAGACGAUCGGAUACAGAUGGCCUAUGACUACAUGCUUCCUCUGGUCAAGAAAAUCCACCCUUCUCUGGCCAGUAAGAUCACAUGGAUGCUAAUAGAGGGAGAGAACAACUUCGAAAUCAUAAAUAUGAUUAGAGUUCCUGAGCUUCUGCGUGCCAGGGUACAUGAAAUGGACUCCCUACUGAAGGCACGAGAAGCUGGUCACAAGCCGGAAACCCUGAAGAUGAUGUACAGACACAAGACCAGCAGAAACAGGAAGAAGAAAAAUAAUAAGAAUAAGAAUAAGAGAAAUAUCUAAUAAAUAAUAAUUGUAAAUAUUCUCCCAUUUGAAUAAAAAAUGAAUAAAUUAA